This is a messenger RNA of Budorcas taxicolor (takin), 954 nucleotides long. Its product is annotated as olfactory receptor 51V1. Gene Ontology annotation, biological process: G protein-coupled receptor signaling pathway. Lineage: Eukaryota; Metazoa; Chordata; Mammalia; Artiodactyla; Bovidae. The transcript has a single exon. Gene Ontology annotation, cellular component: membrane. Gene Ontology annotation, molecular function: G protein-coupled receptor activity; olfactory receptor activity. Bases 10 to 954 code for a protein of 314 amino acids. The record is from RefSeq and is a predicted model, not a curated record.
AGAUCCAGAAUGAUAGCUUUAGUAAGCCCCAACACUAAUUCCUCCUCCUUCCUUCUCACAGGAUUUUCUGGUCUGGAGCAGCAAUAUCCCUGGAUCUCUGUUCCCUUCUCCACCAUUUACGCUGUUGUUCUUUUGGGUAACUGCCUGGUGCUGUAUGUAAUCUGGACUGAACCUAGCCUGCAUCAACCCAUGUUCUACUUCCUGGCCAUGCUGGCUAUCACUGAUUUGUGCAUGGGACUGUCCACAGUGAACACAGUGCUAGGGAUCCUGUUGGGGCUGAUUCGAGAGAUCAGCCUGGAUUCCUGCAUUACCCAGGCCUAUUUCAUCCAUGGUCUGUCCUUCAUGGAAUCCUCUGUUCUCCUAACUAUGGCCUUUGACCGGUACAUUGCAAUUUGCAAUCCACUGCAUUAUUCCUCCAUCCUGACUAAUUCCAGAAUUAUCAAAAUCGGACUCACCAUCUUAGGUAGGAGUUUCUUCUUUAUUACGCCCCCUAUCAUUUGUUUGAAAUACUUCCACUACUGCAAUCCCCACAUCCUCUCUCACUCAUUCUGCCUGCACCAAGACCUUCUCCGCCUAGCCUGCUCAGACAUUCGAUUCAAUAGCUACUAUGCCCUGAUGCUGGUUAUUUGCACACUAUUGUUGGAUGCUGUACUUAUCCUCUUCUCCUAUGUCCUGAUUCUUAAGUCAGUUCUGGCAAUUGCCUCUCGGGAGGAACGGCAUAAGUCAUUUCAGACGUGCAUCUCCCACAUUUGCGCUGUCCUUGUGUUCUACAUUCCUAUCAUUAGCCUUACAAUGGUGCACCGAUUUGGCAAGCAUCUCUCCCCAAUGGUCCAUGUCUUUAUGGGCAACAUCUACAUCCUUUUUCCACCUUUGAUGAACCCUAUCAUCUACAGUGUCAAGAUCCAACAGAUUCGUAGCAGAAUGCUCAGACUCUUUUCUCUAAAAAUAUGUUGA